This is a messenger RNA of Xyrichtys novacula (pearly razorfish), 12134 nucleotides long. The record is from the annotation of a GenBank genome assembly. NCBI's taxonomy places the organism in Eukaryota, Metazoa, Chordata, Actinopteri, Labriformes, Labridae.
AGAUCAAACUUUGGUUCCAUGUCAAAAAAAAAGACAUUGGUCAUAUUAGCCUGCUGAAGUCACAAUAGGAUUAUGGUUGUAUGGUCUGCUCUGGUAGUUAUCUUCGGUGUUAUAUAGAGUUUGGAAAUAUCACUACUUUUUUUUAAAUUUGAUUUUUCAGCUUGUUUACAGUCUGAAGGUCUACUUCGAGCAGCAUACUGAUUUUCAAUCUGUGACCUGAGCUGAACGUAUCGCUGACCGAAAGUCCACCUUGAACAGUAAGUACGUAUCUAAGCUUGGUUGAUAUGAUUUAUAACUCACACUGAGGAGCUUCUGUAUUAGACCAUGACAAGAAUACAGCUGCUGGUCUAAAUAGAGAAGAGGGCAUAAGGUUGGUAAAUCAGAAACUUAUUUUUGGGGCAUCACAAAUGAAGAGUCCUGCACAGGGGACCAUAAUUGUGUCGCUUUGCUCAAAUAGUAAGAAAGUCUUUGUACCAACUUCAGGGGUCAGGAAGCCUGGAGUGAAACCUGAGCAACUAAACAUUAAAAGAUUUAAAAUCUAAAACAUAUUUUGAAGAUUUGUGAUUUAAAAGUGAGCUAAUGUUAAAAUAGUAACUUGAGCUGGAUUUCUAUCAUGUCUAAUACUUAAAUUUAUUACCGCUAUUUGACAGACUGAAGAGGUUAAUCCCAGGAAAGUUGGUGCAGUUUGGAAAGUAUCUGGGAGACUUUUCCAUUUUUUCUUUUCUGUGCAAUAAAAUCUACCAAGACUGAGGAUCAAAACACAGCCUUGCAUUUUAAAACUCAGACAGAAUUGGUGGGAUGGUAACAUUAGAAAAUUAUCAAAAAAGAUUAAAAAAUUAGUUUAUUACUAAGUUUGUUACAUAAUUAAACAAAGCUAUUUGAUCUAAACAAGCAACUGAGGAGAAAAUUUCAAACAAGACGGUAUUUUGGAAAAAUUCAUAACCAAAGUCCUCAGAGAAUUUCACUUUAAAUGGAUUAAUCCACGUAUUUGUAUUCUGGGUCGAUAACUCGACUAUGUGCUGAUAACACUUUAUGUUACUGGCAUGUAGUUUCAUACUGUACUUAAAUUAAAAUGCAUAAACUUUUUUUGUAUUCAAAGCAAUUUCGAGAAACCUUCAAGUUUUCAUGUCAUGCCCUGUAAAUUGUUGCAUCUUUUGUUUUACUACUUUUGUUCUACUGCUGGUUUGACCUUGAACCCCUCACAGAAUAAUCGUAUUAAUCCUGAUUAAUCAGAUAAAAAGUGGAUUUCAUACCUGGCUUAUGAUUUUUAGCUAAUAGUACCCACAAUAAAACCUGGCUGAGUUUACCUGGGUGCUUUGGGUGAAAGGAAGAAUGACAGCCCAGCAGCAGCAGAGUUGACAGAGUUGUUUCAAGCUGCAGUCAAAGGUUCUGUAUCUUGGCUUAAUUGGAUGCACAAUGCUAAUGUCAUUGGCCGUUGAGGUUUUGGUCCCCCUUUGCGAGACACUAUUUUGCAACAUAAACUGCACUUUGUCUCCUUUCUGUCUUUUGCUUCGGUAAAAUGAAGCCAAGUUUUGAACCUCAAAAUGUCUAUUACACUGUGUGCACAAUUAUUAGGCAAGUGACUAUUUUGAUCAUAUCAUCAUUUUUAUGCAUAUUUUCCAACUCUAAGCUGUAUAAACUUGAAUGCUUAUUGGAUAUAAGCAUAUCAGGUAUUGUGUAUUAGUGUAAUGAGGGAGGCUGGGGCCUAAGGAGAUCAAAACCCUAUAUCAAGGUGUGCAUAAUUAUUAGGCAGCUUCUUUUCCUCAGGUAAAAUGGGCCAAAAAAGAGAUUUAAAUGACUCUGAAAAGUCAAAAAUUGUAAAGUCUUUCAGAGGGAUGCAGCACUCUUGAAAUUGCUUAGAUAUUUGGGCGUGAUCACAGAACCAGCAAACAUUCUGAUGCAAAUAGUCAACAGGGUUGCAAAAAUGUGUUAAGAAAAAAAGACGCAAAUUAACUGCCAAAGAUUUGAGAAGACUCAAACGUAAAGGUACCAGGACCGCUUAUCCUCCGGUGCUGUCAUAUUCCAAAACUGCAACCUACCUGGAGUGCCCAGAAGUACAAGAUGAUCAGUGCUCAGAGACAUGGCCAAAGUAAGGAAAGCUGAAAUCUGACCACCACUGAACAAGACACAAGUCGAAACGUCAAGACUGGGCCAAGAAAUAUCUGAAGAGAGAUUUUUCAAAGGUUUUAUGGACUGAUGGGAUGAGAGUGACUCUUGACGGACCAGAUGGAUGGACCCGUGGCCGGAUCAGUAAUGGGCACAGAGCUCCACUUCGAAUCAGACACCUGCAAGGUGGAGGCGGGGUACUGGUAUGGGCUGGUAUUAUUAAAGAUGAGCUAGCUGGACCUUUUGGGGGAAAGAUGGACUUAAAAUCAACUCCCAAAUCCAAUGCCAGUUUUUAGAAGACACUUUUUUCAAACAGUGGUACAAGAAAACCAUGAUUUUUAUGCAGGACGAUGCUCCAUUGCAUGCAACAAAGUACGCCACUAUGUGGCUCGCCAGUAAAGGCCUUAAAAAUGAAAGAAUAAUUACGUGGCCUCCUUCUUUACCUGACCUAAACCCUGUUGAGAACUUGUGAGCCCUUCUUAAACGGGAAAUUUACAGUGAAGGAAGACAGUACACCUCUCUGAACAGUGUCUGGAACAGUGUCUGGAAGGCUUUGGUUACUGCAACACAAAAAGUUGAUCAUCAACAGAUCAAGAAACUGAAAGACUCCAUGAAUGAAAGGCUUAUGAGUGUUAAUGAAAAGAAGGGUGGCUAUAUUGGUCACUGAUUUUUUUUUUAAAUUUCAACAAUUUUUAUUUGUAAAUUGAGUUGUUUGUUUAUCAUACUCACUUGAACAAGUGAAAAUAAACAAGUGAGAUGGAAAAUUUUUCAUUUUUAAUUUAGUUGAUUAAUAAUUCUGCACACUAAUAGCUGCCCCCAAUAAUUGUGCACACAUAGAUAUUCUCCUAAGGAAGCCAAAAUCUCACUUUUACUCCCUUAAAUAUUCAGGUUUGAGGUUUAUUAACAUUUUGGAUUGACUGAGAGCACUGCAGUUGUUCAAAAAUAAAAUUUAUCCUCAAAAACACAACUUGCCUAAUAAUUGUGCACACAGUGUAAUGUGUCUGCACAAUGGAGGCCCCUUCUUUAUAUACCUGUGUGCCAUUAUAAAAUAUCAGUUUCUUUAACACAUGCUGAUAACAACAACACUAAAAAUGUGAUCUGUUAUGUUUACAUUACUUUGCAGAGAAAUGGCAGGUGGGAUGAGGAAAUGGAGGGCUUUGAGACUCCUGAUCUUCUUCAGCCUCCUUAGCCUCUCCGGACAAUUUGGUAAGAAAUCUUAUGUCCAGCCCCCUCAUGAAUGUUAUUAUUUUACAAGAUUUUCAGCCAUAUUACAGCAAAAAAGAUGAAAACAAUAAUAUUGCUGAAAGAAAAGCUAAAAGAAAAUCAUGGUUUGUGUCAUUCAAGACAAAGUGUUAUAUAAAUUCUGCCUGGCUGUUUCUCCUUGCUGCUACUCCAAAAUAUGUGAUUACAAGUUAAUUCAAGGGUUAAAAAAUACUUAUAUAAACAGACUCUACUGGCUGAAAAUUACAGGAGGAGAUUACUGAUGUCUAACUAACGGCAGGAGAAAAAGCUUUAGAUGUAAAGCCAUCAGAUAGCGAAAGCUCUGCCAUCAAAUCUGUACAUAAAUAAGUGAGGUACAGACUGAGUGCCCCCUCUACAGGCCAUUUACAAGAACACUGAAUUUACUCCAAGAACAGAAAGAAACUCAAACCAUCCCUACUUUGAUUUCCACAAUUCAUUUCCUUUUCGGCAGGGAACAGGCGACAACUCGUCUGUUUCUGCAAGUAAUGGCGUCAGUCAGUAGAAAAUAUCUGCAUCAAAUCAUGUAGCUGAUCCUGACGUGUAAAGUUUAUUUGACAGAGGUGAAAGAGGAUGAGUGGGAGGAGCUCGGAACUGAUAUUGCCGCGCUGCACCGCCUUAAAGGACUGUCAGAGCAAAUGUUUCAUGAGAGGAUCCAGCAGCCUCGCACACAAAGGUAUCCUGAACAUCAUCUCCUUUUUUGCCUUGAUCAUUCAGUUUGAUCUCAAAAAAGAAACAUAAAGCAGGCACUAUUUCCUGUCCAUGCUGACGAGCUGAAAUGAUAGCAUGUUGAAUUAAAACACAGUAGGUGAUUGAUUUGUGAAUUAAAAGGUAAAAAGGACUGUUUCUGUCUCAGGGACGCAUCCAUCCAUGUCACCAGAGUGAAGAGAUCCAGUAAAAAGUAAGAAAGUGUUGAGAGAAUUUCUGAACAUAUGAUACUGUUACUUGCUUAAUUGGCCUUUAUUGGACCAUCUGAGUGUGUAGUGCAGAGAUAGGCACAGUUUACUUUUUGCAAGUCCUAGUCAAGUCUCUCAUAGUGUCAGUAAAUGACAACAGGUAGGGGGGGACUAAGUUAGAGACACCGCAAAAUAAACCCUGAAUCCGCCCCUGACACCCUCAUCUCACUUGUCACUAUUUUGUACUAUCAUUGACCAAUUCAUGCAGUUUUAAUAUGAGACGCUAUACACAGAAGAGUCACACCUGUGAUAUCUGAAGCUUCUGACGUCCCUAGUCAUGUGGCUUUUCAUCUUCCAAACAUGCUCCGAUACUCCAAUGUACAAUUGGUAUGAAGAGAAAACAUUCAAGAGCUGACUGCUAUCUGCACAUGCUUGUAGAUAAGGUUUUGUGUAAUUUAAUUUGAACUAAACUAUGGCCAUAUAACAGCAGAUAGUUCAAUUACAGCCAGAGCACUUUGCCUCCUCUGUUUCACACAGAUUGGACCUGCUAAAGUGGUAGAUUCUCAGAUCCUUUCCUGUAAAGGGUGGAAACAGUUGGUAGAUGUAAACUUGUAGCUGACAGCCUGAGGUGCACAUACUGCACAUGAGGUCGACUCUGUGGUGACAUACUCCAAAAACUACAGUCUGGGUCAUCAUUAAUAUAAUAUGAGCUGUUCAAGGAUUAAUAAAGCUUGUGUAACAAUUUUCAAUGGGAUUAGCAUCUUUAUCUGUUUCCAGGUUGGACCUUGACCAAAACCCAACGCUUUUGCAUGAUGAAUUGGAUAAAUGUCAGGAGAGUUUUACAUCUUGUGUGAUCCAAGCUGAGCAGGUUGGUGGAUUGUUAAAGAAACAGAGUUAUAAACAAAGAGUAAAAUUGGUUUCAGUAUGUAUGUAUGCUCAAUUUGGUAUCAGUAUGUAGUCACUUAAUCAGGAUUCAAGGACUGAAAUGCUCUAGAACCAGAGAUGCUGCUGAGAAAAGGCCUAUCUGUAUAAUGUUGUUGUUGUAGUAUUUUAACACCUGUCUGAAAUAUUUGUGCCACUGAACUGUAGGGCCCCGUAUUCAAGAAGUCAAUUUUUAGAUGUGUAAGCUGUUCAUAACUUUAUUUCACCUUAAUUUUAUAUUUUAAUUUGCUUUGAAUUUGCCUUUUAAUUUGCUGCCCCAGGAUUUGGAGAGCUUCUUAUCAGCCAUUGAUGAUCACAAAAUACAGGACUGGCUCUUCAGUGCAUCAGAGGUCUCGUACAGCUACAGCCAAAAACUUCUGGUCAUGACUGAUGAGGAUGAGGCAACAAAGGAGAGAGUACAACAGGAGUACAUUUUAGAUCCUCUGUACUCCGUGAAAGUCAGCAGAGAUUGCCUAAACAAUGCCUCGUGUCUCCCGGGGGCAGAUGGAUCCACUGUGGUGAAAAUAUUUGGGAAGGUUUCAGAUGAUGGACACAGUGUUUCUGGUCUGUCUGGAUCCUCCCUCGCAGAGCUCAUGUUGAUGCCAUCAUUCAAAGGUGUCCCUGUGUUCUCCCUGGAUGGAAACACAACAGCAGACUUCCACCGUAACUUUGUUCGAGUUUUAAUGGUCCAUGGCAACAGAGCAGUCUUGGAAACAAACAAGGGCAAUGAUAAGAUUUACCAAGUCAUGAAUGAACCUGACACAGUUUCUACACGCCAAUUACCCCAACAGCCGAUUGACCACACCACACAGUACGACAACCAACAUAUCCUCAUGCUGCAAGAUAAUAGUGCAGUCAGAGCAGCUGCCGAAGCCCUUUAUGAGAAGCACCCCUCAAGUAGCUCUCUCUAUAUUCUUGAUAACAAUCAAAUACCAAAACUGGUGAAGGGGGAGCAUGUUCCUCUGUCAGAGAACAGCAGACUAAGUCUAGUCGGCCAUGGCCAUAAGGACAGUUCAGAAAAGAUGAAACUGGCUGGUUUCACAGCAUCACAAAUAGAAAAGAUUGUUGAACGAACUGACAGGAUCGGCGAUAAAAUCAAAACCAUCAACAUAGUGGGCUGUGAUGUGGGAUCAGAUGAAUCGUUUGCUGAAACACUGCUCAAAGGGCUCCAUGACAAUGCUGGAAUUGAGACAGCCCUUCACCUCAGGGACACUGUCAUCCAGGUCAAAUCCACAGGAGAGAAAAUCACCCAAGAGAUCACUACUGAUGGGGUAAGGUGGCGACUCAAGGAUGAAACUAGUAAACUUGUGGCCACGCUUGAUGCCAAUGGGAACGUAAUCACCAGACAAAAGUCUGACAGUAAAGGAAAGGUUGUAUUUACAGAUGAAAGGAACAUCCUUGGAAAAAAACAGAUAGAAGAACGAUUCCUAAAGUACAGACAUAAUUCACCCAAAGACCCAAAACGAUUUAUUAAUGAGAAAAUAUUUAAAGAAUUUCCAAAUCCUGAACAAGUGCGAGGGCGCUUUGAUGAACUGCAAGCUAUGUCUUGGGGACUCUUUCAUGAAGAAGUACCCCUUCCCCCAGUGGUAAACACAGAAAACUUGGAAAUCUCAAGCCAAUAUGAAAUAGGAAUAAAAAGAAAUAACAAAAUGUUGUGGGUCUCUACUGAAAAGAAGAAAAAAGAAAUUCUCUCCAAGUGUUAUGAGAUUAAAUCAGGAGAGGAUGUACGGAGUGUCAUCCAUAACUACGCCACGGAGGGACAAGAUGAUAUUACAUACCUGAUGAUCAAUGAUUGGAUACUGUCUGUAGAUCCCCAAAGCUUGUAUGUCUAUCCAAUUGGCAAAAAACUUGACAACAAUCAAAGAGAAAGCCAACAAAGGAAGGAAAUUCGGGGCUAUAUUGAAGAACAAAUCGGCAAUGAAAAAUAUCCAGAAAUGCAAAGACACAUUCUUGGAAACUCUCCUGAGGCAGAAUAUACAGCAAAAACAGAGUAUGCCAACUUUGUGAGAAAUGUGUUUGUUGGAGAUCGUACAGCUAGCAUUUCACCAUCCACUGAGGCAUGGUACGCCACUCAUUUUGCUGCAUCCGUCAUAUCUGAAUCCGUCAGAAACUUCAGAACUCUCCCUCUGGUUCUUAUGGCCCUGACUAUGACCAAAAGUGAUAAUAAUAAUGUGCGAGAGAAGGGACUGAGUUUUCUCUUUGAAGAGCAUCCCAUGGCAAGAGGGGGGAGCUGGAUUGACCCAGGGUCUAGGGGACAUUUUGGCACUGCAACACCCGAAGGUUCAAGCAAAUUAACAAACAAAUAUAACCCUUCAAAUCUGGGACAGUUAAAGAAUGCACUGAAUAAAGUACUCCACAAAGAAGAUGCCUUCAACAAAUUUUGGAGUGAAACGUACGGUGGAGAUGUUAAGUCUCAGUUAUUAAAGAUGGCAGAAAAUUUCAAGUUAACAGGAAGUAAUGAAGAAGGACUAAAAACCAUCUCCAAAAAUUAUGAGGAUUUCAAAAACACAUUGGAAGCAAUAGACUUUUCAAGGGCAUCUGCAGAUAGCAGCAUCAUACAAGCAUCUGGCGCAUUAGGAGGCUACGAUGAUGGUCACGUAACCUCUCAGGAUAUCAGAUCUGCCUCACAAUUAGAAAAUUCCGUCAAACUUGAAUCAUAUUACUCCAGGGCAAGAGCACUGUCAUCUGAGGAACUUCGAAAUCAUAUACAGACCAACUAUGGGGAGAACCUGAAGGGGCUCAGGGUCAAGGAAGGCAGUGCCAAGAUCAAGAAUGGACAGUUUAUAUGUCACCUUGAGGUUGAUGGAGUUGAACCUCGUGAAUUAAAGUUCCAGUUAUCUCCAGAAAGUCAACACUACAAUGAAAAAGUGAAGAGCAUGAUUAACACAGUGGCCCAUGAAACAGAUACUCACAGCACAGUCUCCGCACACACGGGCAAUAACAUUAUGGAGCACGCUGCAACCACUGUUGGAGCCCUUGGCCUUCUGUUGGGUUUGAAAGGAGCAGUACGUGCCUUCGAAGAGGGUCACGUUAAAGAGGGUGUGAUUGGGACUUUUCAAACAGUUCAUGGGGUGGCAGCUAUUACAACGUCUGCAAUCGCAAAAGUAGCCCUGUCCUCAGAAACAAGAAUAGCCAAAGCUGCUGCAGUAAUCAUGAAAAACCCUGCAAUGAAGGGUACAAUGGCUGUGAUACCCUUAGUGGGGAUUGGAUUUGGGAUAUACAAUGUCGGACAAGAUUUAGCGAGAAAAGACACACUAGGAUACAUUGAUGCUGCCUUUGAUGGGACUAUGGUUGCCCUUGAUUUUGUUGAGUUAUUCCAGCCUGAACUGAUGCCAUUUAUAGCACCGGUAAACCUGGCCCUGUCAACAGUUCGGAUGGUCUUUGAUGAUAUUUUCAUGGGCGUCCAGGAUGAGCUUAACAGUCUUCCUCCAGAUGCUGGAAUUUUGGAGAAAGUAGUAGCUGUCGCUUUAGGCAUAGAGGAGGGAAUUUUUGAUUUUGAAAUGCAUGUACUCAGUAUCAUCUUUGAUUUUCAUUACGAUGAAAUAAAGCAGGGGCAGAAAAUUGUGGAAGAGAUGUCUGACUAUCAUCGGUACUACAAAGUCAUAACUCAAGAUGAUGGAACAAGUGCCAUUGAUUUCAACUUGUCUUGGAACGGAGGAGGUAUACAAUUUGUCCUCGCUGAGCAAGGACCAUCAGAGCUCUGUAUGGACUAUUUCUUAUCCAGGGAUGAGAAAAUCAGGAAAAGAUGUUGGAGCAUUGAUACAAAAGGCAGCAAUGAUAUCAUUCUCGGCCUUGGGCAGUCCCAUCAGUUAGAGUACAAAGAACUAGAAAUGAAAGUUCUUUUCUUCAUACCCGUUGGUACUGUGACAGUGGUCUCAAAUACAACGGCGAUACAAAGUUCAAGAUAUGGCAGAUACACAGGAAAUAGCAAUGCCAAUCGUUUUUUUGCCAUUCAGACAGCGGAUCAUAACCACCCAAUUGAAUACAUGCUCAGUUAUUAUUACAUUCUUUCUGGUGAACCAGGAGAUGACAUUUUCUUCCUUGGCCCUCAGAGAAGUUAUGUUUAUGGUGCUGGUGGAAAAGACACAUACCUUAUUCCAAAAAAAGGAGGUAAAACAAUAAUUAACAACUAUGAUCAGGACAAAGCACAGGACACCCUUCACUUCAGUGUUCCCUACAGAGACAUCUCUGUGUCUAAAUCAGGGGAUAGCGUUGUUUUAAUGUAUGAGGGCAGUCACACUGUGAUGAUAGAAGGAUGGUUUUUGGGAGAUACGUAUCAACACAUGAACAUGAUGUCAGAAGACGGGGUCUUAUUCGAGAUUUCCCCCACUGUCAUUUCUUCUGUACAGCUGGUAGCCAAAGGGAUAAAUUGCAUGUUUGAAAAGCAGGGCAGGACUGUGAACACAUUAGUGCCACUUUUACAAACAGUGAUAAACAUUCUUGGGUCCAAAUACGACGACGUUCUCAUCGGAAAUGAACAGAGGAACUUGCUAGAUGGAGGUGGGGGUCAUGAUCUAUUAAAAGGUGGUGAGGGAGAAGAUAUGUACAUCGUCAAAAGCAGUACUCAGUCCUCAAUUGUGAUCGACAAUUACUCUGAUGAUGCUAAAACAGACCUGGUCACAAUAGAAGCCAAUCUUCAUUCCUUUAGUGUAAGAGUAGAUCAUCAAAAUCUCCUUCUGUAUGCUUCUCGGGACAACACAUAUUUCUUUGUGACCUUAAAGGGGUGGUUUAUCUCACCAGCACACAGGCAUUUAUUUAUUGUCACAAAGGAUAUGAUCACCUUCACACUUUCAGACAAUGUGACCAACUGCAUGAGUAGUGACCCCUUCACAAGGUGCAUCAGAAGCAGCAACAUUGACUACAGCAAAUCCCCAUCUGCUCUUGUGGUGGACCUUGAGAAGGACGAGGCUCUGGACGGUGUGACAGAGAUCCGUGGGUCACAUUUGAGCGAUGUCAUCAGAGGCAAUAAGGAACACAAUGUGAUCAUCCCAGGAGAAGGAAAUGAUUAUGUUGAAGGCAGAGGAGGAGAGGACUGGUAUGUUAUAACACCAGGCCAAGGAACAAAAACCAUCAACAAUCAAUCACCAGAUACAGCUCUGGACUAUCUGUUUCUAAAAGAAGGAUUUCAAAAUAUAGUCUGUGAUUGUAAAGGACAGAAUAUUAUCAUUUCACUACAUGGUCGAGUAGAUAUCAUUUUACAGAACUGGUUUGUUUCAAAGAACCAUCAGCACCUGCAAAUCAAGACCGGCGACGGAGUAACAGCAGGACUGAUCUCAGACAUUAGCAACUGUGACAGGUCUUUGAUGCUACCUUUAACUUUUGACUUUACAAAACAGAACCCUGAACCUCUUUUUCCAUUCCGAAUGAAAUUCCUGAGAUGGUUGGCAAAUGUAGAGUCAGAUUCACUUGACAUAAGAUAUUAUCCGCAUUAUAGUUUCAGCAAAAGAAUGGCGCUGACAGAAAUUUUUAGUAGUGAUGGCAAAGUGAUGGUGAUGGAUAGAGUUAAUUCAGUCAAAGAAAUGUUGGGCUCCCCUGGUUUCGAUAUCAUGGUCGGGAACAGCAACGCAAAUGUGCUUGAUCCUUACACUGGAGGUGCACUAUUAAUUGGAGGCGGAGGUAAAGACAUUUACAGAAUCAAACGUGGAUACGGAUACAGAAUCAUGAUUGAUAACUUUGCAGAAGAUCAAAAUACUGAUACUGUUCUGGUUGACAUGGAUUUCCUCAGUGGCAGCCAAGUCACCCUGGACUCAUAUGAAAGAGAUGUGAUCAUUUCAAUCACAACAAACGGGGAAAAAAUACGAUUGCAGCUGCUCAAUUACAAUAAUGGGUUUCAACACCAGCAUGUGGAAUUUCAGAGUUCUGAUGGGGUAAAGUUUUUACUAAAAUCAGGUAACUCAACUGGAGAGUUCCCUACCUACGAAAUGGAGGCCUUUAAAGUAACUCUGAAAACAUCUCAGGUCGACUGCCGUUUGGACCUCAGCUCUCAGACAAAUUUGUCUCAGGUGCAUACAGUGCAAGGCUGUCCCUCUCUAUCCAAUAACAUACUGGGUAAUGCUCAUGACAAUGCUCUAAUUGGUGGGUGGAAAAAUGAUGUCUUGGAAGGAGGCGCAGGAAAAGACACACUGAUCGGAGGAGCUGGGAAUGACAUCCUUAUCGGGGGUAUCGGGGAUGACACCCUUUAUGGUGAGGAUGGAAAUGACACCAUGAUGGGGAACUUUGGUUCUGAUGUCUUCUUUCCUGGACCCGGGGCUGAUCUUGUUGAUGGAGGACCAGGAAAAGACACUGUUCUUUACCGGGGGGAUCAUGACACUGGUAAAGGGGUUUAUGUCAACUUGCUAAUUGGUCAAGGCCGCUAUGCUGAUGCUGAGGGGGAUGUGCUGAAGGAUGUGGAGACUGUAAUUGGAACCAUCUACUCUGAUAUUUUAGUGUCUGGUUAUGAAAGCUGUCUCCUUAAAGGUUCAGAUGGUGAUGAUAUCUUAGUGUCCACUGGCGAUGAUUACCUGAUUGGGGAUGAUGGAAAUGACAUCUAUAUGCUGGCCUUUCACCACGGCGCCGUCACCAUUAACAACUGUGCAAAAGACAAUGCCAUGGACGUGUUGUAUCUGAGCUCAGGGUUAACACCAACAUUUGACCAUCAGCUUUUAUCUGACGGAGUUCUUCUGACAUUUUACGGACAGAACCAAACUACCAUUAAGAUUUUCCUAAAAGGCUGGGUAAAUGACAGUAGUGAAUGUGGUCAUCUGAGAUUAAUUUUUAGCGAUGUGGAGGUUUCAGUGGACUGGUUGCUAAAUAGGUGUCAGAGAAGACAGUCCAACUGAGAAGUCUGGUUUUCAUCCUGAGAUUGUGUUUUUUUGGCAUUGGUUUUGUCCUCUCUGGCCAUUGGGUGAUUAAAACAAAGAAUCUUCAGCAGCGUUGACAUCCUAUCAAUAUUUUCUUGUUCACUGAUCUGUAUUAAACUUCUCUGCUUUGCAA